Messenger RNA from Delphinapterus leucas (beluga whale), 3197 nucleotides. It is a transcript of the gene ZNF775, whose product is annotated as zinc finger protein 775. Gene Ontology annotation, molecular function: RNA polymerase II cis-regulatory region sequence-specific DNA binding; DNA-binding transcription repressor activity, RNA polymerase II-specific. NCBI's taxonomy places the organism in Eukaryota, Metazoa, Chordata, Mammalia, Artiodactyla, Monodontidae. The record is from RefSeq and is a predicted model, not a curated record. Gene Ontology annotation, biological process: regulation of transcription by RNA polymerase II. Gene Ontology annotation, cellular component: nucleoplasm.
CCUGCCCCGGGACUGGCGGGGCCGGGGAGCUCAGUGCCCAAGUCGCCCCGGGGUGGCAGUUCCCGUUAACCUUAGCCACAAAGUCAAAGACGGCCGGGCAGGGAGCCGCUGUGCUGAUGUCGAGGGGCCUCCGGGGAUGGAGAGUGGCCUGGCUGGCGACAGCAGCACAGGAGAUGUGCUGGUCAUGAAGAUCAAGCAAGAGAAGCCAGAGUGGCUGCUGCAGACGCUGGGGCCACAGGCCGCGCUUUCCCAGAAGGAUAAGGAGAACAUUUUCCGGCAGCGUCGGAGCCUCCCACUAUGCCAGACCGUGGGGAAGCCUCGAGCCUGGGGGGGACAGGAGGAGACUGGGGGUCCAAGGUGGGCCCCUCCCCUCGAGCAGGACGGCGGGCCGGCAGGCCGGGCUCCGGGGGUGACCCCCAGCCCCCUGUGCCCCGCUCUUUCUGCCGGUGAGGGUCACUUCGUGUGCCCGGACUGCGGGAAGAGGUUCAGCUGGUGGUCGACCUUGAAGAUCCACCAGCGCACCCACACCGGCGAGAAGCCGUACCCGUGCGGCAAGUGCGGCAAGAGCUUCAGCCAGAAGCCCAACCUGGCGCGCCACCAGCGGCACCACACGGGCGAGCGGCCCUUCUGCUGCCCCGAGUGCGCUCGGCGCUUUAGCCAGAAGCAGCACCUGCUCAAGCACCAGAAGACCCACUCCCGGCCCGCCACCCACCCGUGCCCCGAGUGCGAGCGCUGCUUCCGCCACCAGGUGGGCCUCCGCAUCCACCAGCGCGCGCACGCCCGGGACCGCCAGGGCACCCGCGCUGGGCUGCAGACGCUGCUCCGGGACGCCACGGCCCACCGGGGCUGUCGCCCGCGGCCGGGGCCCCGGCGGGGGCGCCCCGAGUGGGCCUGGCUGGGGCUCUGCCAGAGCUGGUGGCGCCAGCCCGGGGCCCGGACCGCCGCCCCCGCCGAGCCGCGCCAGUUCAUCUGCAACGAGUGCGGCAAGAGCUUCUCGUGGUGGUCGUCGCUGAACAUCCACCAGCGCAUCCACACGGGCGAGCGGCCCUACCCGUGCCCGGAGUGCGGGCGCCGCUUCAGCCAGAAGCCCAACCUGACGCGCCACCUGCGCAACCACACGGGCGAGCGGCCGCACCCCUGCGCGCACUGCGGCCGCAGCUUCCGCCAGAAGCAGCACCUGCUCAAGCACCAGCGCACGCACCUGCCCGGCGCCCCGGCCGCGCCACGCCCCAGCCGCGCCGCGCUGCCCCACCAGCAGGCCCACGCCGCCGCCGCCGCCGCCGCCGAGCCGCCCGCCCAGGGCGCCCCCGGCCUGUUGCCGCCGCCGCCGCCGCCGCCGUCGCACGGCCCCUCGCCGGCCCAGGGGCCCGGGGACGUGCCGUGGGGCCGGGCGCGGGCGGGCGGGCCGGGCGAGCCGCGCCAGUUCAUCUGCAACGAGUGCGGCAAGAGCUUCUCGUGGUGGUCGGCGCUCACCAUCCACCAGCGCAUCCACACGGGCGAGCGGCCCUACCCGUGCCCAGAGUGCGGGCGCCGCUUCAGCCAGAAGCCCAACCUGACGCGCCACCGGCGCAACCACACGGGCGAGCGGCCCUACCUGUGUGCCUCCUGCGGCCGCGGCUUCCGCCAGAAGCAGCACCUGCUCAAGCACCAGCGCGUUCACCGGGGCGCCCUGGCGCCCACCCCCAGCGCCAAGGGCGCGGCGCUCUAAGGGGCCUGGACCCAAGCAGACCCAUGGGCGGGAUGGGAUGCUUGCGUGGUGCGUGUGGGGAAUGACCAGGAAUGGUGGCUUUUAGAACCCCCGGGGGUAAGACCCUAUCAAAAGGUGCUUUCUUCAAGGCUAUCAGACCUGAGAACAGAAUUCCACAAGCAUCCCAAAACGGGGGCCAGGAAAAGUCCCGGGAAGGGCUGAGGGAGGAGGUAAGAUCAGACAUCCUCACCCUGGAGCCUGGAUGUGUCUGUGAUGGUUGAGGCCCGUCUGUGUCCUUCCUUGGAGGUGGGACGGCAGCCCUCGGGCAUUGAGUGCGGGGGCUGUCGACGGCCCUGGGCGAGGCUCCCUGGGUGAGAUGGCGCAGGUCUGGACUGGUCAGCUGUGGCACCAGCCAGCUGCGCUCAGCUGCCAGAUAGCCCAGGGGCGUCCCUGUGGGGGAGUCUCAACAGACUGAGUGCCCAGAUGGGAGCUGGGGCUGGGGAGGGGCACGCCUAUGCCCGUGCGAGGCCAGUGCUGAGCACUUAAUGGCUACUCAAGACAUGUUUUUGGAAGGAGGGAAUGGUUUGAUGGUCCUCAGCACCAAGUGCCCUGCUGCCCAGGGUGCUGUGGUGGCCGGCUUGACCCUAGGACUGGUGUGUGUGUGUGUGUGUGUGAUGGUCAGGGGCUGGGACUGGGGGGCGGGGGUGGUCUCAGCUGGGGUUUGGUACCUUGGGGAGGGACCUGCAGCAGGAGAGCAGCGAAUGUGCUGCCCUGACUCGGUGGGCACUGCCCGGGAUCCCUAUCAACGCCGGUGUUGCAGAAGAGAGAAAUGAAGGAUUGAUUGUCUCAUGUGGUCUCCUUUCUAAGCCACCCUUCCUGUUCUCUGGGUCCUUGUGUGCUUGGAGGGAUCCAUUUGCCCCAGGACGAGGGCAGGGAGCUUUGGCCAUGAGCACAGCCAGUCCCCAUGGCCAGUUCUUGCUGGGGGUGGAGGGCAGUAUUCUCUCCCCUGUUCCCUCUCCAAGACAAUCUGAUCACUUCCCACAUACCCCCCUUGACCUCUAGCCCCUCAAAAGUCACCCCUCGUACCCUUCCAAAAGCAGGGUCGGCUGGGGCCCUAGUGCUAGCAGAAGAGCCCGGGACUCCAGCCCGGCUGUAGCCUUGGACCAUGUCUUCCCACAGGAGGGGAGGGGAUUGCAGAGGGCGUGGGUAUCGGGGUACCAGGGUUGGAUAGCUGGGAAGUGAGAGGAAAAAGGGGAACACUAGGGUGAUUCUGUAGGAGGAGAAACUGUGCCUUCCUGCCUCCAAGGGCCCGCCUGGUUCUCCCUUGAACUCAGAGAAGUGUUAUCUUCUCCAGGAGCUGUGCGGUCACCCUGGCUUCCGUUCACCCCUCUUCUCAGGUUUUGUUUAAUCCCUUUCAUCUGGCAGGAGCUCGAAGUGCUGUAGCAUCACAAAAAGACAUAUGGAGGGGCUUCCCUGGUGGCUCAGUGGUUGAGAGUCCGCCUGCCGAUGC